Homarus americanus (American lobster) is the source of this 2628-nucleotide messenger RNA. Its product is annotated as E3 ubiquitin-protein ligase TRIM71-like. The transcript has a single exon. Gene Ontology annotation, molecular function: zinc ion binding; ubiquitin protein ligase activity; protein binding. The record is from RefSeq and is a predicted model, not a curated record. Gene Ontology annotation, biological process: proteasome-mediated ubiquitin-dependent protein catabolic process; protein polyubiquitination. NCBI's taxonomy places the organism in Eukaryota, Metazoa, Arthropoda, Malacostraca, Decapoda, Nephropidae. Bases 1 to 2574 code for a protein of 857 amino acids.
AUGGCGAGUGCAUACCCAGGUGGGCUGGGCAGUGCUAAGGAGCGGGAGCGACUGGAUGGGUUGGGGCCGGCCGGGCUGGGCGGGUUGGGUGGGCUGGGUGUGGCGGUGUCGAUGAAUAACAGUGGCUUGUCCAUUGGAGAUAGGCUACAUUUAGGCAAUAACAACAGUGGAGUAAUGUGUCCACUAUGUUUGGGAGGCUUGGAAGAGGCCCGUGUGUUGCCUUGUCUUCAUGCCAUCUGUGGCCCUUGUCUCGACUCCCUCCUGGUAGGCGCCACACUCGCCUGCCCGACCUGUCACACUGAGCUUAACCUUGAUCAGCCACUUGAUGCACUUAAUCCUCAACUCUUCUUGCCUUCUCUUCUCGAAAUGGUGACAACAGAUGAUGAUAUCACCAACCCACCACCUCCAACCAGCAUGGUCAGUCCCUCUGCACCACACGUCAACAAUCGUGAGCAACUACCUCCACUACCAAUCCUGCACAAGGAACUGAGUGGCAACAAUCGAAAUCCCCUCUAUCUGUGUGCAAGCUGCGAUGAUGGGCAGGCCGCCACAUCCCGCUGCCGGGACUGUAAUGAAGCCCUCUGUGAUUCAUGUGUCCGUGCACAUCAGCGGGUUCGUCUCACUAAGGACCACUUUAUUGUUCGAAUGGCAAAUGAAGAUGUCAGUAGCGGUAAUGGCAAUGGGUCCGGAUCAGUUCGGUCACAUUUUUCAGAAGAUAACUGUCUUACGCCACUAAGUCUCUCAUCCCCUCCGCCGGCCAUCCCUUCACACUCCUCUCCACUUCCUUCUGUUGUUUAUUGCAGCUUGCAUGAUGGAGAGGUGGUUCGACUCUACUGUGAAUUGUGCAAUGCUGCCAUUUGCCGAGAGUGUACCCUACGUGAUCACCGAGGACACGCCUUCACAUAUCUGCAGAAUGCUGCCGAAAGUUCACGCGCUGUUACAAUGAAACUAUUGACUGAUGCUAGGACUGGUAUCCGUGCAAUUGAGGACAGCAUUGGUGUGACAAAACGUAUGGUUGACCGUGUGGACCUUCGUGCUCAGGCUGUUGCAAGUGAUGUUCGUACAACAACACGACGCCAUAUAUCAGCUUUAGAAGAUCGUGAACGGAAGUUGUUACACAAAGUUGAGAGAAUCCGUCAAGUUAAAGGUAAAACUCUACAGGACCAAAUUGAUGACCUGAGCACUGCACUUGCAAGGCUUACACACACAGUAGAUACUCUUGGCUCCUCUGUAGACUCUGCCAACCACCUUGAACUUCUCCAAACACGAGACAAAGUUAUAGCCGAGAUGAAUGAAUUGAGGCAAAUUAAAGCCCAUCUUAGUCCCCAUGAAGAUGAUAAUAUUGUGUUCACUCCUCCUGAUAAUUCUCUCUACCAGGCUAUUAACACAAUGGGUUUCAUUUCCUCAUCGGGGUAUGCUUCAAAUUCAUUAGCUGUUGGAAGUGGACUUAAACAAGCACUACGAGGUAAAUUAGCCACUUUCUUAGUUCAUGGAAAAAAUCAUCUUGCAGACCAGAGGCAUGUGGGUGGUGACCAGGUGACUGUAACUGUUCAUGGCGCGGAUGGUAUGAAUACAACGGCUGAUGUCCAAGACCGUGGUAAUGGUUCAUACUUGGUGAGCUACCGACCACAGGGGGAGGGGCAGCAUGUGAUUUCUGUGCUUAUGCAUGGAAUGCACAUACAGGGAUCUCCAUUUACUGUGCAGGUCAAAACUGGACGAACUUAUUCCAGUGUGGGUCCUGUACUGCUAACCAUAGGUGGCGAAGGAGAAGGCGAUGGUCAGUUAUGCCGCCCAUGGGGAGUCUGUGCCGAUAAAGAUGGCUUUAUCAUCAUUGCUGACCGUAGCAACAACCGUAUACAAGUAUUCAGUCCAGAUGGCACCUUUCACCACUGUUUUGGACAGCCUGGAUCAAGGCCAGGACAGUUUGACAGACCUGCAGGUGUGGCAACAGAUUACAUGGGGAGAAUUAUUGUGGCUGAUAAGGACAAUCACCGCAUCCAAGUGUUUACAUUUGAUGGAAACUUCCUAUUCAAGUUUGGAGAGAAGGGAAGCAAAAAUGGGCAGUUCAACUAUCCCUGGGAUGUUGCAACCAAUCCAGAAGGUCAUAUUGUGGUUUCCGACACUCGAAAUCAUAGAAUCCAACUCUUCCGACAUGAUGGCACCUUCUUGAACAAAUAUGGGUUUGAAGGUGCACUGUGGAAACACUUUGAUUCACCACGUGGUGUUUGCUUCAACCAUGAGGGUCAUAUUGUUGUCACAGAUUUUAAUAACCAUCGGCUACUUGUAAUCCAUCCAGAUUUUCAGUCAGCGAGGUUUCUUGGAAAUGAAGGCACAGGAACAGGACAGUUUUUGAGACCACAAGGUGUAGCUGUUGACCAGGAGGGACACAUAGUAGUAGCAGAUUCUCGAAAUCACCGCAUCCAAAUAUUUCACCCCAAUGGCAGUUUCAUGUGCAAGUUUGGAAUGCCUGGAUCUGCGCCAGGCCAGCUCGACCGUCCCAGUGGAAUUUGUAUAUCGCCAGAUGGCUACAUCAUUGUGGUGGACUUUGGUAACAACCGGGUACAGGUGUUCUGAAGGACCCAGGCUGGUAUACUUGUGAAUGUUUUAUAUUUGAUAUGCUCCAGUCUA